AUGUGCACUUGGCUACACUCUGAUGAUGCUGUUUGUGAUAUUGUUGCUGUGGAGAGAAAAGAAGAAAAAAAGAAUGGUGAUGUUUGUUCAUCACGUGAUGCACAAUAUAGCCAAGUUACAGAAGAAAUAUCUAUCCACCAAACUACUACUACUAAAUUAUGCAUUCAAAUGUUAAAAGAUUCAAGAUCAAAUGGUUUCAUAGAUUGA
Messenger RNA from Cavenderia fasciculata, 207 nucleotides. RefSeq lists its product as uncharacterized. The record is from RefSeq and is a predicted model, not a curated record. The coding region runs from base 1 to 207 and encodes 68 amino acids. The transcript is spliced from 4 exons. Lineage: Eukaryota; Evosea; Eumycetozoa; Acytosteliales; Cavenderiaceae.